Molecule: messenger RNA, 891 nt
Organism: Panicum virgatum (switchgrass)
Lineage: Eukaryota; Viridiplantae; Streptophyta; Magnoliopsida; Poales; Poaceae
Product: O-methyltransferase ZRP4-like
Exons: 2
Coding region: 42-824 (260 amino acids)
Biological process (GO): methylation
Molecular function (GO): O-methyltransferase activity; S-adenosylmethionine-dependent methyltransferase activity
Source: RefSeq, a predicted model, not a curated record
UAACUCGAAAUGGCAAUCGAAAGCGACGGAUAUGGUGUAGCAUGAACGCCUCCUACGGUCUCACGCCGGCAUUCCUGGUCGGCUCGACGAGCGUGAGCCCUUUCCUGGCAAUGAUGCUCAACGCUGCCUUCGUGUCCCCGUUCCUCGGCCUCGGCGCGUGGCUCCAGCAGGGGGAGCAGCUGCCGGAGCAGCCGUCGUCCCUCUUCGAGAUGGCGCACGGGAAGAAGCCGUGGGACCUGGCCAGCCGCGACCCGGCCUUCGGCUCGCUCUUCAACGACGGCAUGGUCGCCGACAGCGGCUUCAUCAUGGACAUCGUCGUCAAGGAGUGCGGCGACGUCUUCCGAGGGCUGACCUCGCUGGUCGACGUCGCCGCCCAAGCCAUCUCUAAGGCGUUCCCCAGCAUCAAGUGCAGCGUGCUGGAUCUCCCGCACAUCGUGGCCGACGCUCCUGCCGGCACCGACGUCAAGUACAUCGCCGGUGACAUGUUCGAGAGCAUUCCGCCCGGAAACGCUAUCUUCCUCAAGUGGGUUUUGCACGAUUGGGGUGAUGCCGAGUGUGUCAAAAUAUUAAAGAACUGCAGGAAGGCUAUACCAUCUAGAGAAGAGGGAGGGAAGGUGAUAAUACUGGAUAUGGUGGUUGGAGCAGGAUCAUCUGACCUAAAGCAUAAAGAGACGCAGGUCCUGUUCGAUCUCUUCAUCAUGGUUGUCAAUGGCAUCGAGCGAAACGAGCAAGGUUGGAAGAAGAUCAUCUACGAUGCUGGAUUCAGUGAUUACAGAAUCAUACCAGUCCUAGGUGUUCGAUCAAUUGUCGAGGUCUACCCAUAAACAAAUUUGUUGACGUCCUUCUUUACCAAUAAAUAGACGGGCAGUUAGCCUGCUGGAUUCUCAUAAA